CCGAGAGAUCUCCAGAUUCUCCCCCGUCCAUUCCUCGGAGCUAACCACUGAAGGGCCUCACAUCCCCGUCCCCUCUAAUCUCCUCGGCCUCGUGCGUCCCUUCCCCAGAUGCCCUACACGCUAAACAAUGGCUUUUAAUGGGUCCGCUCCUUCACUCCUCCCUCCCAACGACUCCGGAUCCUCAUCCUUAUCCUCCUCACAACUACUCUCGGCUUCAAUGGCGAGCUCGACAUCCUCACGACAUGGCUCCUCCCAGAUCUCAAAGAUCUACCGGCAGUCCUCAACUCUAUUCCUGACGCGUCGAUUGCCGGAGUCGCUCUCUACCAUCCUCCCGGUGAUCACGGCACCGACGACCACAGACUCCAAUGGCAACGUCUCGGUCGUGGACCAGGCCCCAAUUGCCAAAUCCUCACGCACCACCAGGAUCAAGGUCUGGAGUCUCUACCUGACCAUCCUCAACGCCAUCGUCGAGCUCGACGGCGAAGAAGGCAAAGCCGCCUUCGGCACCCAAGAAUGGCGCAACCUCGUCACCAAAGUCCGUGACGGCAUCGUCUGGGAAGAAGUAGUCCAGAACGGCUACCGCGGAGUCGAAGGCGACGUUGACGCCGACGUUGUUAUCAACCUAGCAACCCUCCUCCUCGCCCACGCCCGCACCCAACACCUCAACCAAACGCGCCUGGAAGCCUACCUCGCCGCCGCCCGCACCCCCAACCUCGACCUCACGGGCCGCUUCAGCGAGACCUCCGUCCGGGGCGCCAGUCCCACCCGCAGCGUCGGCACCGACACCCCUCGCGACCUCAACGCGCGCGUCAAGAUCCUAGAGCUGUACACGCUGCACGUCCUCCUGCGGAACGACGAGUGGGCGUACGCGCGGGACUUCAUCUCCGCUUCGGAAGUCCUGGAUGAGGAGCGCCGUGAUGCGUUUUUAGCAGCGCUACAGAGUCUAGAGGAUGAGCGCGAGGAGGCGGCGCAGAGGGAACAGGAGAUGGCGAGGGAGAAGGAGGAGAAGCUGCGAGCUGAUCUCGAAGAAGCGCGGAGGCGGCGGAUUGAGAGCGAAGAGCGCGAGGCGCGCAGGAUAGAGGAGCAGCGCGAGGCGCGGAGGGUGGAAGAGCAGCGCGGGAAUAGGGCGGGAAGUGAAGUGGAUUACGGUGUUGAUUCUUCGCAUCCCGUGCAAUCUAACGGGUCAGCGAGCGGGAAAGCAGCGAAUGGCUCAGCGAGUGGGAAAUCCUCGCCUUCUCGAUCGGCAUCGACGCCGCCGCCGAAGAAGGGGGCUAUUAAAUCGAGGGUCUUGCACUCGACGAAGCCGUCUGGGUCGGGACAGCGAGCGGCGGUGGCGACGCCGCCGAAUAUGAUUCAGCGCGCUACGGCACUGAUGGGGAAUGUGCAGAAGCUUAUCAAGGUGCUCGCGGCAACGCUGCUGAAUAACCCGGGGUCGGUGCUGAGGACUGUGGCGUUUGCGGUGCUGAUCUUGCUUGCGCUGGGGAAUAGGGCGGUGAAGGAGCGGGUUAGGGGGGUGUGGGGGAAGGUGAGGGGGACGAUGGGGAUGGCUACUAAGGUUAGUUAUAUUUAG
This is a messenger RNA of Pseudogymnoascus verrucosus, 1570 nucleotides long. RefSeq lists its product as uncharacterized. Bases 128 to 1570 code for a protein of 480 amino acids. NCBI's taxonomy places the organism in Eukaryota, Fungi, Ascomycota, Leotiomycetes, Thelebolales, Thelebolaceae. The transcript is spliced from 2 exons. The record is from RefSeq and is a predicted model, not a curated record.